This is a messenger RNA of Rotaria sp. Silwood1, 3201 nucleotides long. The record is from the annotation of a GenBank genome assembly. Lineage: Eukaryota; Metazoa; Rotifera; Eurotatoria; Philodinida; Philodinidae.
AUGAUGAAUGCCGAUCCACCUCGGAUAAAAGAUUCAGCUUAUGUACUCAACAAUAUUGGUGCUGUGCUGAAAAGUGAAGGAAAAUACGGUGAAGCUCUUGAUUUCUAUCAACGAGCACUGAUUAUACGAGAGAAAUAUUACCCCACUGGUCAUCUUGACACUUCUGCAAGCAUUAACAACAUUGGUCGUGUGUUCGAAGCUCAAGGAAAGUAUGAUGAAGCACUUGAUUUUUACCAACGAGCGCUAAUCAUACAAGAAAAAUACUAUCCGAAUGGUCACCCAGAUAUUGCUUACAGUCUCAACAACAUAGGUAAUGUACUGAGCAAUCAAGGGAAAUACAAAGAAGCACUUGAUUUUCAUCGACGAGCCCAAGUCAUACAAGAGAAAUAUUUUCCUCCUGAUCAUUCUCAUAUUGCUACAAGCCUCUACAAUAUUGGUGGUGUACUGCACAGACAAGCAAAAUACGCCGAAGCUCUUGAUUUCUAUCGAAGAGCGCUGGUCAUACGAGAAAAGCACUAUCCUGCUGGUCAUCCGGACACUGCUUCAUGCCUGAAUAAUAUUGGGCGUUUGUUUAGCGAUCAAGGAAAAUAUGAUGAUGCCAUCGAUAUCUAUCAUAAAGCACUGACUAUACUUCAGAAAUUAAAUCGAAUUUCUGAUCACUCGAUGGCCAUAUUAUCAAAGUAUAAAUUAGACAAAUAUCAAUUCGGUACCGAUGUUCGAAAAGGACAACAACUCUAUGGAUUAUCGGGCAAAAUAAUAUACGAAGGCAAAUGGAUAUCACGAAGAAAUGAUUCAAUAAUUAUUGUUGAAAUGAACGAAGCAAUUGCCGAACGUGAAGCUAGUUUUUAUUUAGAAGUCAAUGGUCAUCAUAAUAUUAUUCAUACAUUUGGUUGUGUUGAAAAUAGUUUAAAUUUAACAAUAUUUGUACAAGAAUUUGCAGAACUGGCAGAUUUAGCUGGUGUGUUAAUGGAUAAUCAAUUUAAUAUUUCUCAAACAAUAUUAGUCGAAAUGUUUUUACAGAUUUCUGAUGCAAUGAGUUUUAUUGCACGUAAAAAAAUUGUACAUUGUGAUUUAGGUUGUCGAAAUGUACUUGUUUUUAAUGUGGAUCCAACUGAAGCAAAAAAUAAUCUAGUUAAAAUCACUGAUUUUGGUCUUGCACGUUGGAUUGAUGAACCUCCUUCUAAUGAAAAUAAAUCAGUUAUACCAGUUCGAUUUUGUGCACCGGAAAUUCUUCGAAAUAAACGCCAUUCCGAUUAUUCGGAAAAAUCUGAUGUGUAUUCUAUGGGUGUUUUAAUGUGGGAAGCUUUAUCAAAUAGUGAAAUUCCUUAUUCAUCAAUUGCUGAAGAUGAUGAUGUCAUACGAAUAAAAUUAAACAAUGAAAAACUUAAAAAGCCCCGUGAUUGUGAUCAUCAACUUUGGGUACUCAUGACUAAAUGUUGGCACGAGGAUCCAGAACAACGGCUUACUUUUGAGGACAUCAACAAUAAAUUAUCAAACAUAAAAAUUUCUGAAGUAGCACACCAUCAAACAUCUGGUUCAUCCAACAAGACACGAAUACACUAUGAUUAUAAACUUGGUGAUCACGUGAAGAUAAACGGCUCGCUGAAUCGUCCAUUACCUGCAAUUCAUCAAGCAGAAUGGUUGACAGAAGAAACAUCAUCGAUUGUCUUGAUUGAGAGGAAGGAAGAACUAUCAGAGAGUGAAAAAUUAUUAUAUACAACAUACAAAAAACAUGAUCAUCUCGUUUAUACAUAUGGAUUUGUGGAAAAUAAUCGUGGAUCCAUAAUGAUAUUACAAGAGAAAGCACCUCAUGGUAAUCUUCGAGCACUACUCGAAAGCGGUCAAUUCAACCCAUCUGCAAAAGUUCUCAUCGAAAUUUUCUUUCAAAUUCUUGAUGCUAUGAUUCAUAUUGUUGAUCACGGACUUGUACAUGGUGAUUUACGUUGUGAAAAUGUUCUUGUCUUUGAGAUGGAUCCAUCUAAUCCAAAAAGAAACCGUGUUAAACUGGGAAAUUUUGCUUUAGCACAUGAAAACGAUCCAUCACUAGUUGAUGAUAGACGACUUGUUAUUCCAGUACGAUAUUGUGCUCCGGAAAUUCUUCGAAGUGCAGGUCGAUCAAAUUAUUCUGAAUUAUCAGAUGUUUAUUCAAUGGGCGUUUUGAUGUGGCAAGCUUGGUCGAACGGGAAGCUUCCAUAUGAAUCCUCAACACAUAACAGCGAAAUUCGACAACGCAAAUUGAAUGGCGAAAUAUUAUCAAAACCAUUCAUGUGUGAUCCGCAAAUUUGGGCAAUUAUGAGAGAUUGUUGGAAUAAAGAACUAAUUUGCCGAUUCGAUUUCUCAGGCAUAAAAACUCGAUUAUCUCAAGUUAAUAUUGCUUCAAUAGAGACUUAUAAGCAUGAACUAAAUGUUGACGUCAAACAGUUACGUCCACUAAAUGGAAAAUUUUAUGAAGCAGAGUGGAUUCCAAAGAAAGAUCAACAACCAAUUGUACUUAUGAUCAUGGACGAAGAAACAGCGGAACAAGAAGCUUUAUUUUAUACGAAAUUCGAACGUGAACCUCAUAUAGUUGAUACUUUUGGAUUUGUGAAAAAUGAUCGUAAAUUGAUUAUGUUACUACUGGAACGAGCAUCUCAUGGUGAUCUGCAAACAUUAUUGGAAAAUGGAGAGUUUCAACCGUCAGAAAAAGUACUUGUGGCAAUCUUUUUACAGAUUAUCGAAGCAAUGAUUUAUAUUAUCAGUCAUAAGAUUGUACACGGGGAUUUGCGUUGUGCCAAUGUGCUUGUCUUUCAAAUGGAUGCAUUCGAUUCAAAAAGAAAUUCUGUUAAAUUAACUAAUUUUACUAUGGCUUGUCCAAUUGAUCAUCCAGUCUCAAAGAAAAGAGUACGUGAAGAUUUAAUGAAAUACUAUGCUCCAGAAAUUUGUCAAUUCAACGAUAGAUCGAUAUAUACUGAAUUAUCUGAUGUUUAUUCAAUGGGUGUGUUGAUGUGGCAAGCUCGUUCAAAAGGAGCAAUACCCUUUAGUCAUCGUACAAGUGAUGGUAAUAUUCAGGAACAAAAAUCGAGUUACAAGGCAUUACCAAAACCGAAGCACUGCAAUAGUGAACUAUGGAGCGUCAUAGAAACUUGUUGCUGUAAUGAACCUAGUAUAAGAGACAAUUUUGAAAAAGUGAAGACUCAGCUUUUGAUAAUCAAUUUUGAGUAA